AUGCCUACGUUCAGCAGCCGGGACAUUCCUGACCUUCACGGCCAGGUCAUUAUUGUCACUGGAGGCAAUGCGGGUCUAGGGUACGAAACCAUCCGCCAGCUCGACAAGAACAACCCAGCAAUGACCCAGCUUAAUCAGGAAAAUCCAGGACACACCGAGAUCCGAUUCCUCCAAUUGGAUCUGGCUUCGUUUGAGAGCGUCAAAGCUGCCGCAGACUUCCUUCGUCAAGAGACGCGCCUUGACAUCCUCAUAAACAACGCUGGUAUAAUGAUGACUCCAGAAGAUGUCACCACGGACGGAUACGAAACCCAACUCGGCAUAAAUGUGCUGGGUCCUGCUUUGUUCACCCAACUUCUGCUGCCCACUCUGCGCAAGAUGGCAGAGGUCAAUAGCCAAACUCGCAUGGUUAUGCUCUCCUCGGCUGCACAUGCCAAGGCGCCCAGUGAUUUGUACAACUUCGAUGAACAUCGCACGAACGCUGCUAACCGCCGCACUACUCAGCGCUACACCACGUCCAAGCUCGCCAAUCUCCAUUAUGCUAGAGCGUUGGCUGAGAGGGAAACAAAGGUGAAGAUUAUCUCGGUUCAUCCCGGGAUGGUAGCAACCAAUCUCCAUCAUUCGUCCACUGGCAUCUUCCCUAGACCCUUCCUCCACGCUGCGGUUCACUUUGCUGCAACACCGCACGGGCAGUACUACGGCCCUAUUGGCAAGACCGAAAAUGGAUCCAAAUUGAUCCGCGACGAUGAUCUCCAGGAGCGAAUGUUCAGGUGGAUUCAGGCCGAGCUUUCACCUCAUGUGGGGACAAUUAUGUGA
Aspergillus piperis CBS 112811 is the source of this 813-nucleotide messenger RNA. RefSeq names its product short chain dehydrogenase. Lineage: Eukaryota; Fungi; Ascomycota; Eurotiomycetes; Eurotiales; Aspergillaceae. Bases 1 to 813 code for a protein of 270 amino acids. The record is from RefSeq and is a predicted model, not a curated record. The transcript has 3 exons.